Lolium perenne is the source of this 525-nucleotide messenger RNA. RefSeq lists its product as uncharacterized. The record is from RefSeq and is a predicted model, not a curated record. Lineage: Eukaryota; Viridiplantae; Streptophyta; Magnoliopsida; Poales; Poaceae.
AUGAUGAAAGGUGUUCAAAUCACCAACAUCAUCAAGUGCACCUUGGAGCUCUCCUCCGGCUCGUACACGCAAUGGCGCAACCUCAUGGAGCUGGCCAUCGAGGAAUCCGGCGCCCUGGACCACAUCAACUGGGACGCGCCGGCCGAUCCAGAUCCCGACUGGCGCACCGUUGAUCUGAUCUUGAAGCGGUGGAUCUACGCCACCAUCUCGCCGGAGCUCACCGGCAUGAUUAUGGACUCCUCGCGCACUACUCAGCGGCUCUACUCCGCCCUCGCUGCAAUCUUCCUCAACAAUAAACAGCAGCGCGCCAUCCACCUCAUCAGCGACCUCCACGACCUGCGCCAGAACUGCCUCACCAUCGCGCAGUACUGUGCCAGGGUCAAGACGGUCGCUGACGCCCUGCGCGCCGUCGACCAUCCCUGGUUAACGUCGCGCAGGGCGUCGGCGACCGUCUUGAUCCUGGCGCAGUACUGCGCGAUGGUGAGGGAGUUCUGGCACAUGUCGUGGAGGUUGCUGAUGAGGUAG